UUCGAGAGAUCUAUUCGUGAAGCUGAAAGCUUUUCAUUUGUAGAAGAACCGGUUACAUACCAGCGUGAAAAGAGACACUGUUGCUAGCAACGCAGCAAAGAAGGGAGAAUAUUUGAUCCUCUUCUCCCUCUCUUUCUUCAUUGCUGACCAUCACUGACAGAACGGGCGAGUCGACAUAGUGACGGCUAAUACGAUAGGUGUUAAGUAAGGAAAAUUCUUAGUCACACGCAUUAUUAAUCACAAAUGUGCUUGCUGUUAAUCCGCUACGCAUAACACACUUGCUAGUAAUGCGACACAGCUGGAAGUUUCAUCAAAGUGUAUAGGAAGCGGACGUCCGGAUGUACUUUUGUUGUUAUCACAAUCAAAGAGAUUAAUGCAAGAUUUUACUGGACAAAUGACUGAAUCUAUUAUAAGGUACACGGAUAAAUGAAAAUGUCAGAGUGAUGAGAACAUUUGUGCAAAAUAAAACCGGUGGAACCCUUAAUUGGCACUUGAAUAAAUUGUGACGACAGCAAAAUGGAUCUCGAAGAGAAUUCCCUGCAGGAAAGCUUGCUGAGUGUCUACAAGCCUACUCUAGACAGUGCGCAAGUUUUUUAUAAGCUACUAUUGGAUGCCUUACGAUUCAAGAAUUUUCGUUCUUUCAAAAAAACUAUAGAACAUGAUUUGAUGAAGCAAUCACCUAUUCUGAAUCUCAAUUAUGUAUAUCCGAACACGGAAGAAACAUGCCUCGACAUAGCUAGCAAGAAUGGUUUAACAGAGUUUGUGGAGUAUUUAUUGCGUUUAGGUGCGAAGCCUAAUAGAGUAAAUAAACUACAUAAUCGCGCUCCUAUCCAUUUCGCUACAGAAGGAGGACACGUACCUACAUUGAUGGCUUUGCUAGCGGAACCAACAAUAAAUCCAAAUCUCGAGGCGAAACAGCAGACUGCCUUGCAUAUCGCAGUGAGAAAGAAUGAUCUGAUGUGCGCCGGUUUGUUGCUGGAGAACGGUGCUAGUGCAAAUAUUCCUAAUAGCAAAGGUUUGACGGCUCUUCAUUUGGCAGCGAUGAAAGGCCAACGGGACAUGGUGACACUGAUAUUGGAGAAAAGCCGACAGUGUUCAGACAUUGACACUUACAAAGAUUACAAUGAUCAGACAACGCGAGAGGUGAUUCAAAAAAAGAUGCCGGAUAUAUCAUUGCUGCCUAAAAGCGAAAAUCGUGAGAUAAAUGUGCACGAUCUUAAAUAUUACCUGAUUAUCAACGACGAGAUAAAUUUCCUAAAAAAUAUGGAGUUUAUUAAGAUAGAGAUUCUUUACAGUGUAGCUGAAGAGCUGCUGGAAAUGAGUGUACAAAGAGGCUUUUACAAAAUUACGAUUGGAAUCCUGGAAAAACUUAAAGGAAAAAAGUUUAGCGUGAGAAAAGCUGCGCAAGAGGCCGUUCAGCAGAAUGAUUAUGCAAUUCUUCAGGUAUUGCUAGAGGUGCAGCCAAAUGGAAAACGAGGAAUCGACAAUACGCCCGAUCGACUGAAUUGUUUGAAGUUAAUCUUGGAACAAGAAGACGUGAACGUUCGUUGCAGUGAUAAUAAAGGCAACACUCCACUACAUUACGCAGCCAGAGCUGGCUGCGAAGAAGCAAUAGUUUUACUUCUCAACCGAGGUAGCUACAUCGGUCACAUGAACAAGUACAAUACACCGCCUAUCGUAGAUAUCUCGGCACACACGCUGUCGCGCUACUUCGAUGACUGUUUGCAAACGCGGAAAGAUCGAACGAACGAGUACACGAUUGAAUUUAACUAUUGCUGCUUAAUGCCGCACGACGUAUUCAUAGAUCAAUAUAAAACUCAUCGAGCAACUCGCGAAAUGGAUGUGUUUAAAUACAUCGCCAGCAAUAGCGGUCUCAAACAUCUACUGAAACAUCCACUGCUUUCCUCUUUCCUCUAUCUCAAGUGGCACAGAAUACGACACGUUUUAUACGCAAAUUUCGCCUUUUAUGUGAUCUUUUAUUUUUUGUUAAACGCUUAUAUCCUGAGCAUGACUUAUGACGCUAGGAUAGAAAAUGGGAUGCAAACUGAAACCAACAAUAGAUCCAACAUAACUUCGGGAAGUACUUUGCGAAUUAUUUGGAACCAACAAAAUAAUUUCCUAUGGGCCUCCACCGUUGUGAUGUUGCUGUUGCUCAUCCUCCGAGAAAUUUUUCAAUUUGUCUCCUGUGUUAGGAGUUAUCUAAUGAGCUCAAGGAACUGGAUGGAAAUCGUACUGAUUACGUUCACUAUUGCUUUGUUAAGUGGCGCGGGAGUUCAAAUCGGUGCUGUAGUAAUCUUGCUGUCGGCCUGGGAGUUGGUGAUCCUCAUCAGCCAGCAUCCACGCUUGUCCACCGGCAUCGAAAUGUUCCGGACCGUUUCACUCAAUUUUAUACGCUUUCUGUUUCCCUAUCUGUUUCUUAUUUUCGCAUUUGCUCUGGCCUUCUAUACACUCUUCAAAAACGGCGACGAUACUAAUUUCCCUGAUCCUGGUCUUUCACUUUUCAAAACUAUCAUCAUGCUCACUGGGGAAUUCGAUGCCAAUGACAUUCCGUUUAUUUCACAUCCCAUUUGGAGUCACAUCGUGUUCAUGUUAUUUGUUUUUUUUAUCGCUAUCGUAUUGUUUAAUCUACUUAAUGGUUUGGCAGUCAGUGACACUGCUGAGAUUCUGUGUAAGGCCGAGUUGGUCGGACUUAUUUCUCGAAUACGUUUAGUUAACUACAUUGAAGAUAUAGCGGUUGGCGAGCACUGCGUUCACUGCAAUUUGCGACUGCCUUGGAAUCCUUUUGAUUUUCUUGCUAAGAGAAUUCUUUUGUUUCCUCAUUUCCUAAGAGAUGGUAAAAUCAUUAUCAAUCCACAUGAUAAUCUGGAUAUUUACGAUAAUGAUAGACAUUAUGGAAAGUAUGUUCACAAUGCAUCUGUAAAGAGCAACAAGCAGUGGACUACCUUGAGAAUGGACCCUGAUAUAAUUAAAAAAGCUAAACGUACUAUUUGCAAUAAAAAUCAAUUGACGGAUAAUGAGAGAAUCAUGAUUACAUUGGACAAACUACAGCAGAAAUUGAGUACAAUAGAGACAAUUCUGAAAACUACAAAGUUUGUAGAAUAACAAUAUC
Messenger RNA from Acromyrmex echinatior (Panamanian leafcutter ant), 3109 nucleotides. It is a transcript of the gene pain, whose product is annotated as transient receptor potential cation channel family member painless. Gene Ontology annotation, biological process: monoatomic ion transmembrane transport. NCBI's taxonomy places the organism in Eukaryota, Metazoa, Arthropoda, Insecta, Hymenoptera, Formicidae. The record is from RefSeq and is a predicted model, not a curated record. Gene Ontology annotation, cellular component: membrane; transmembrane transporter complex. Gene Ontology annotation, molecular function: protein binding; monoatomic ion channel activity.